Syngnathoides biaculeatus (alligator pipefish) is the source of this 2046-nucleotide messenger RNA. It is a transcript of the gene vamp8, whose product is annotated as vesicle-associated membrane protein 8 (endobrevin). Gene Ontology annotation, cellular component: SNARE complex; plasma membrane. The coding region runs from base 266 to 640 and encodes 124 amino acids. The record is from RefSeq and is a predicted model, not a curated record. The transcript has 3 exons. Gene Ontology annotation, biological process: vesicle fusion; vesicle-mediated transport; SNARE complex assembly. NCBI's taxonomy places the organism in Eukaryota, Metazoa, Chordata, Actinopteri, Syngnathiformes, Syngnathidae. Gene Ontology annotation, molecular function: SNAP receptor activity; syntaxin binding.
UUGAAGUUUCUUUUCAUUUACGAACAGGGAACACGCAAGCAACGCCUAUCAGUCAGUGACGAAUGUAGUUCACUUCACGCCCGGAAAGAAGGAAUGAAGUUUGGGGCGAGCACAACCAGGAAGUAGAACAAGAGGAAGCCUCCCGAGCCUUCGUCGAGUCUCAAAUUAUCCUGGUUAAGAAUUUCCACCAGGACGAACGUUGUCAACUGGAAGAAAGUCGACUGGUUGGGUUUUGUCACAAGUGCUUUGCUCUGUUUCUCAUAAGAUGGACUACGAUCCGGAGCUGGGGGGUGCAGCUGUAAUACCAGAGCCUCUGGAUAAAAUGGAGUCUUUGAGACACGAAGUAGAUGGCGUGAAAAACAUCAUGACACAGAACGUGGACCGAAUCCUGGCCCGAGGAGAGAGAUUGGAUGAUCUCAUGGGCAAGUCGGAGGAUCUGCAAGAUGGGGCAAAGCACUUCAAGCACACAUCCCAUAAAGUGGCUCGUACGUACUGGUGGAAGAAUGUCAAGCUGGUUGUGGUCAUCGUGGUCAUCGUCCUCAUCAUCGUGCUCAUUAUUAUCCUACUGGCCACCGGUGUCAUCCCCGUCAGUGCCCCUGUACCGCCAAUUGUCUCACCCACAACUGGCCCAAGUCCAUAAAAACACAAACAUGAAGUAAUCGUACAUACAGACUUAAUCUGAUCAUUGAGAAUAUUUACACGGUUAUGAAAUAGGACAUUAAGCAAAUUGCAACUGUCUGUUGAAACAUCUCUUUUAGGCUUUUUCCUUAACAGUGACUUUCAAUUUUUAGUUUUAUCCUUUCAGGGUGUAUGUUCAAUGUAUGUAACUGUUGUCAAAUGAUGAUGUAUGGGGUUAAAGAAGUUUAGCAUCCAAAUUAUUCAGGCAUGAAUGAACGUCACCCAUUAUGUGUAUAGGUCGAAAUAUUGAUGUAAUUCCUUUGCUGUCCUCGUUACGUUACGUUUAAUGUACUGAUUUCAUUUUACUCCAGGUCACUCUAAAGACAGGCUGAAAUAUAUUUUAGGUGUAAUUUUUCUUGGUUUUGAAACCGGACAAUCCACGUGAUAGUAAUUCAAUUUACGUCCAUUCAAAUUGUCUAAAAAAAAUACAGCGAGCGUAUAACAAUGUUUUUAUGUCAAAACUAGCUUCAUGAUGUAACAAGUAUGUGAUUGAAAAAUCACAUCAGUGUUUAUCUGUAACUUGUUACUUUUCUGAAAGAAUCUAUUCAUUUUAGUGUACACAGAAUUGUAACUUGCGCUUUGACGCUUUGCAGUGUCACCAGCCAUUUUACCCCUUUUGUGUCCUCAUUCUUGGUGGAUUAUUACUACCCCUCUCCCCUCACAGAGAUAUUCUUGCUUUGUUUUUGUUUUUUUUGUCUUGUCUUGUAUAUUCACUGAUUUAUUCAAGCUUCAGAAUUGCGAGGCAUUUGAACCCCAAACUUGGUUCACUGUGUCAAUAGGCGGGCCAGUAUGGUCGAACAUUUAGAUUUCGUGGCUCCUUUUGCUCUGCUUAUAUUAAGCCAAGAUCUCUUUUUCUUAAUGAUUAAUAUUAUUAAGAUGGUUUGCAAACGAUAUUACGCGACUGUGCAAGUGUGGUGAUUGAAGCCUGCCACCUCGCUGCACCGUUAUCUCAAAGGUCAAUUUAAUUCUAUUUAACUGUAUAUAUUAGAAAUGUUCCCAUUUAUGUGUGUACAGAGAGACCAUCUUUUAUCCUUGUGUUAAUGAGUCUUUACUGUGAUUUAGGACUAUUUAUUAAAUGCAUUAUCUUUGUAGGCCUUUCUUUUUUUAAUCAAUUGUGAGCGGGAUCGAUUAGGGAAGAAUCACAUUUAUUUUGAGAUUUUUUUUUGUGUGAAUUGGUGGUAAUUCAAUUAUUUUUACCUCUUCACCGCACUCAAACUAUGUAAGGGUUGAGACAGCCGUUAUUGGCAUGAUGAUCUCUUGAGCCAUAAUCUCCUUACCUGUGAGCCAUCUUUCAUCAACUCAGAAUUACUUGUAUGAUGUAUUGAUUUUUACUUUUCUCACUCGAAAUAAAUUUACUUCUGUAAUCUC